Molecule: messenger RNA, 363 nt
Organism: Lactuca virosa
Lineage: Eukaryota; Viridiplantae; Streptophyta; Magnoliopsida; Asterales; Asteraceae
Source: the annotation of a GenBank genome assembly
AUGGGCCCCAUGAAGAAAACAAGCGAAGUUGAUGCCAUCUCGUUGGAAAAGAAGACUAUGGCAGAAAAACUCAAAAACAUCAUGGAAAUAAAGACCGCAAGAGAGAAAAGGGACAAAGAGCUUGAUGAUCUUAAUGCCCUAAGAGAAAUACUUGAUGCUGAAGAGGCCGAAGCCAAGAAUUCACAAAUGAUUCUUGAGAACAAGAAAGCCCUAUUUCCGGCUUGGUCUUUCGACCAAAUGCAAAAUGAAGUGAUCGGCGAACCAAAUCUCUUUUGGUUGGAACCAAAAACCUCAUUCGACAUAACUAAUGAUGUGGAGUGCCAGCUUGAUUUCCCCAUCACUCCAAGGGCGUUUCUCUUCUGA